This is a messenger RNA of Aspergillus piperis CBS 112811, 1761 nucleotides long. Its product is annotated as betaine-aldehyde dehydrogenase. Gene Ontology annotation, molecular function: aldehyde dehydrogenase (NAD+) activity. The record is from RefSeq and is a predicted model, not a curated record. Bases 164 to 1660 code for a protein of 498 amino acids. The transcript has 2 exons. NCBI's taxonomy places the organism in Eukaryota, Fungi, Ascomycota, Eurotiomycetes, Eurotiales, Aspergillaceae.
AUCUCUUUUUUUUCCCCCCUCCCCUCACUUUUAUCAUAUCUAUCUCUAUCCCCUCUGAACCUUUUUGACUCCCCGUGCUUUUCCAUUCAGUGGUUCUACAGUCCACUUCAUCGACUCUCUUUCCUCCUCCCCUCUCUAUCAUCUCUCGCUCACCCUUCCAACCAUGUCCCUCCCGUUCCCUACACGCCAACUCUACUAUGAUGGCAAGGUCCAGCCCGCCACUUCCGGCAAGACUUUCCAAACCAUCAACCCUUCCAACGCUACCCCACUGGCCGAUAUUCAAGUCGCCGCUCAUGCCGAUGUAGACUCGGCCAUCGCCGCUGCCGACCGGGCAUUCCCUUCCUGGUCUCAAACUCCUGCUAUCGCUCGUGCCCGCAUCCUCCAGAAAGCCGCUGCCCUUCUGCGUGAGCGCAAUGAUGAGAUUGCUCGUGUUGAAACUCUCGAUUCCGGAAAGGCUUACACGGAGACGAGUACCGUGGAUGUGGUCACUGGUGCCGAUGUCCUGGAGUACUAUGCGAACCUGGUUGGUGGCGGUGGUCUGAAUGGCGAGACCACCCAGUUGAGGGAAGAUGCUUGGGUAUACACGAAGAAGGCCCCAUUGGGUGUCUGCGCGGGUAUCGGCGCAUGGAAUUACCCUAUCCAAAUUGCGCUGUGGAAAUCCGCUCCAUGCUUGGCUGCUGGAAACACUAUGGUCUACAAACCGAGUGAAUUCACCCCGCUCCACGCUCAGACGUUGGCCCAGAUCUACACGGAAGCUGGUCUUCCCGCAGGUGUCUUCAACGUUGUGUAUGGUGCAGGCGACGUGGGCGCCUACCUGACUGCUCACCCCACGAUUGCCAAGGUUUCUUUCACAGGCCAGGUGUCCACCGGAAUGAAAGUCGCUGGUUCUGCUGCCGGCAACAUGAAAUACGUGACCAUGGAGCUUGGAGGCAAGAGCCCCCUCAUUGUUCUUCCUGACGCCGAAUUGGAUAAUGCCGUGGAUGGUGCGAUGAUGGCCAACUUUUAUAGCACUGGCCAGGUCUGUACCAACGGCACUCGCGUUUUUGUUCCCUCGAGCAUGAAGGCUGCUUUCGAAAAGCGCCUCCUGGAGAAGAUGCAGUACAUCCGCCCCGGACCUCUGUUUGAUGAGGCCACCAACAUGGGGCCCCUGAGCUCAGGCGUCCACAUGGAGAAGGUGGCCUCCUACAUCCGUCACGGAAUCGAGACGGACAAGGCCACCCUUCUGUAUGGUGGGUUGGGCAAGCCGCAAGUCCCCAAGGACUUGGAGAGCGGAUACUGGGUCCGACCCACUGUCUUUACUGACUGCACGGAUGACAUGCGCAUCGUCAAGGAGGAGAUUUUUGGUCCUGUCAUGUCUAUUCUCUCCUACGAGACUGUCGAGGAGGCGGUGAAGCGUGCAAACACCACCGAGCUGGGCCUGGCUGCGGGUGUCUUCACCAAGGACCUUAACCUGGCCCACCGUGUCAUCGAUCAACUGCAGGCUGGUAUCACCUGGAUCAACAGCUGGGGCGAGAGUCCGGCCGAGAUGGCUGUCGGAGGCUGGAAGAACAGCGGUGUGGGUGUUGAAAACGGUCGUCGCGGCAUCGAGGCCUGGGUGAGGAACAAGAGCACCCUGGUGGACAUGAACGGCUCCGUCGCCACCGUCUUUGCUAAACUGUAAAUGAAGUAUGUUUAAUGACCCGUCUAUAUAUAUGUCUGGAUGUCUAUAGGAAAAGAUGAAUAAGAAGUACAUAUAUCUAUCGAACAGAGCUGGGAAUGUUA